Molecule: messenger RNA, 871 nt
Organism: Leptinotarsa decemlineata (Colorado potato beetle)
Lineage: Eukaryota; Metazoa; Arthropoda; Insecta; Coleoptera; Chrysomelidae
Biological process (GO): multicellular organismal reproductive process
Source: RefSeq, a predicted model, not a curated record
UUCGGUGCACCGAAUUCAUUACAAGCUCGUGAAAAUGAACACAUUGAUUUUAAUAAAGUUUCUACUGCUUUCGCUGGCUUUUGGUGCCUAUGUGUUUCCUGAUGAUUUCAAAAUCUGCAGAGGUGAAGGCCAAAAGUUGAAUAAAUGUAUCCUCAGUGCUAUUCGAGACGCUUGGCCGAAGUUAGCAGAUCCAGGUAUUUCAUCUCCCAUCACCAUCAAAACGGAACCUCUGUUCUCGCCUUACUGUGAAUACCACAUUAAUAAUGACGUUUUCAUCUUUGAUGAAUACUUCUGGAACUUAUCGCACACGGGAUUCAUCAAUUCUAAAAUAUUGAGUGCAAGUGUUGAUGUAUCAAAUUUAGCUUUGAAUUUUACUACUUUCACUCCAAAUGUUGUUCAAAAAUCUACGUACGUAGGUUAUGGAACACUCCUGUACAACAAAACCCGAGCUCCAGAAGCGAUUUGGGGUUUUGGACCAGCCGUAAAAGAUUUAUAUAACUUGACGAUUCUCCACCAGUUGAAAUCUGUCAAAGUUGAGAAGCAAGGAGAAACUUACCUCGACAUAGUGUCUUACCACGUUUCGGCCUCAUUAGAUUUCAUCACUUUCGAUUAUCAAAAUCUCUAUAAUGGAACAAAUCCUGAAAAAGCAAAGAGAGCAGGAGGCUAUGUAAAUGCCACUGCAGUAUACACCACAGCAAACCGAAAACCGUACGUUGAAGGUUUUUUUGCAGAAAUGUUCAAGACCUACGCAAAACGAAUUAUUGGAAGUGUCCCUCUUUGCAAACUGCUGCCAAGUUUCCUUUGAGUUAAUCUAGUUUAGAAUGACAGCAUUGACUGUUCUGAUGAAGAAAAAUAAAUGGAGAAAAUAGUA